CGCCGUUAUGCGCCUGCGCCUGCGCCUCGCCCCGCUGCUGCUGCUGCUUCUCGCGGCGCCGCUCGUCGCGGCGUUCAGCUCGCGCGCGCGCCGGCGCGACUUCCGCGCGCUCACCGACAGCCAGAUUGCGGCCGUGGCGACCUUGCCCCCGGCGGAAUGGGACGCGGUCGACACCGGGCACCUGGCGCAUCUGCUCGUGCCGCGCGUGUCCGGGUCAGAGAACAACACGCUAGUCCAAGCCUACCUCUCCUCCGUGUUCACCAAGCUCGGCUGGCACGAAGACAAGGACAACUUCAAGCAGCAGACGCCGCUCGGCGAGAUCGAGUUCACAAACCUCAUCUACACGUUCGAUCCCGACGCGCCGCGCAAGCUCGUGCUGAGCGCGCACUUUGACUCCAAGUGGUUCAAGGAGGGCGGGUUUAUCGGCGCGACUGACUCGUCGGCGCCGUGCGCGACGCUCAUCGACGUCGCAGAGGCGCUUACCCCGCUGCUGCAGAAGCGCAAGGAGCGCCUCGCGGCCGGCACGCCGCUGCUCUCGGCGGGCCACGACGAGGAGGACGCCGCGCAGACGACCCUCCAGAUCAUCUUCUUCGACGGCGAGGAGGCGUUCCACGAGUGGACGGACACGGACUCGGUGUACGGCUCGCGGCACCUCGCGGAGAAGUGGGACGCCGAGUAUCUGCCGCCCUCGCACGACUUUGUGCGCCGGCGGCUCAACCCGCGCCCGACGGUGCUCGACACGGUCGACGUGCUCGUCCUGCUCGACCUGCUGGGCGCGCCGCGGCCCAGCAUCACAAGCUACUACCGCGACACGGACUGGAUGUUCCUCGAGCUCGCGGCCACCGACGACAAGCUGCGUGCUGCCGGGCUCGUCGAGAGCGGCCUGAAACCGCAGUGGUUCUCAAAGUACUUCGGCUUCCAGGGCGGCGGCAUCGACGACGACCACCGCCCCUUCCUGCACAAGGGCGUGCCGAUCCUGCAUCUGAUCACGAGCCCGUUCCCCGCCGUCUGGCACCGCAUGAGCGACAACAAGGACGCGCUCGACCUCGCCGUGCUCCGCAGGUGGAACCGCAUCAUGCGCGUCUGGACCGCCGGAUACCUCGGCCUCGCGGCCGACGACGGCGCACCGCCGCCCGGUACCGAAACACCCCGGAACAAUGCGUCGCCUAGAUCGACAACCGACGAGCUGGUACGUCCAUAGAUUUAACGGACGGACUUUGUAGCAUACAUAGAGUGCAUGGAGAGGUAGACAGGCGGGUGUCAUGGAGGCGUGGGCAUUGGCGAGCGUUUUCAGACUGACAUUGACUUGAAACUCAUCUGUGCAACUAGCCUCAACAAAGCGCUUCGCGCUUCGCUCUGCUCGC
Molecule: messenger RNA, 1364 nt
Organism: Vanrija pseudolonga
Lineage: Eukaryota; Fungi; Basidiomycota; Tremellomycetes; Trichosporonales; Trichosporonaceae
Gene: qpct
Product: Glutaminyl-peptide cyclotransferase
Exons: 5
Coding region: 8-1201 (397 amino acids)
Molecular function (GO): zinc ion binding; glutaminyl-peptide cyclotransferase activity
Source: RefSeq, a predicted model, not a curated record